AAUCCAGAAGAAGAAUGCAGCCGGCGACAGCAGCAACUAAAAUCAAUGAAUUUGUACUUCUACACUCUUUAUUACAACCAUAUGCUUUCCAUAUACUGACAACACACGACUGCUAUGAAGACUGUGUUCGUUACUGUGGGGACGACGAGUUUCGAUGACCUGAUAGCCAGUGUGAUUUCGCAGGAGGCUGUUCAGGCUUUAGUGGCCCGCGGUUAUGAGGAGCUGGUGCUGCAGGUGGGGCGCGGUUCCAUUCUGCCCGGUAGAGACAGCUGUCCCGGGCUGACCCUCCAGGCUUUCCGGUUCAAGGACUCCAUUGCAGGCGAUAUUCAGCGGGCGGAUUUGGUUAUCAGCCAUGCAGGUGCAGGAAGCUGUCUGGAGGCCUUGGGAGCUGGACGCCCCCUUCUUGUGGUGGUCAACGACCGGCUGAUGGAUAAUCACCAGCUGGAGCUGGCCCGCAAGCUGCAUGCAGACUCUCAUUUGCUAUACUGCACCUGCAGCAACCUAACUCAUACUUUAAGGACAAUGGAUCUUUCUCGACUUACUCCCUUCUGCCUGGGUCAACCAGAGAAGUUUGCCAACUUUAUGGAUCAGGCACUGGGUCUCCACUGAGCUGAUGUGGCUCAUGAGUUUCAUGUCGGUGGAGCCCACCUACGUGGAAGGAGUGGACCAGCACUUGUGUCAGCUGAACUCACCUCUUUGGACUGUGAUUAAACUAAAUUUCUCGUUAAAACCAAAUAAAUGACAACUAGGGUUAUUAUAUUUACCAAAAACUAAAACUAGGACUAAAAAAUUUCGUUAACUGAAAUAUAAACAAAGACAGAAUUUUUCAGAAAAAUAAAAAGUAAAAAACUACAAUUAACAAUGUGACAAAAACUGAAAUGAAAAAGAAAUACCAGCAAAAUCAGUUUUGUUUUAAUUUUCAUUUCAUUUUUACCCCCCCCCGCAAUAAUACAAGGGAACAGUCUAGGGAGGGUAAGAUUCACUGAUUCGCAUUGAUGCACAGGUAUAAAAGUUCACAAUGCAACUGCCCGGAUUAAAAAAGUGUGCACCGGAUACAAAUUAGGCUGACCGUGUGAUGCUUGGUUUCUAAUAUCUUUGCAUCAAUUUAUCAAUGUGAUUUGUUAAUGUAGAAUAGUGAUUAAAUCAUCUUGCUUUAUUAAUCUUGUAUUAUGUAUUAGCGCACAACUGGUGUUAUCAUUAUGCUUCCAGACCACAGGAGGGCGUCUUAUUGCAAUAAAAUUGAGCCAUAUCUGUUUA
Messenger RNA from Brienomyrus brachyistius, 1257 nucleotides. RefSeq lists its product as uncharacterized. Bases 115 to 609 code for a protein of 164 amino acids. The record is from RefSeq and is a predicted model, not a curated record. The transcript is spliced from 4 exons. Gene Ontology annotation, molecular function: hexosyltransferase activity. NCBI's taxonomy places the organism in Eukaryota, Metazoa, Chordata, Actinopteri, Osteoglossiformes, Mormyridae. Gene Ontology annotation, biological process: dolichol-linked oligosaccharide biosynthetic process.